This is a messenger RNA of Alosa alosa (allis shad), 829 nucleotides long. RefSeq names its product histone H3. Gene Ontology annotation, molecular function: DNA binding; protein heterodimerization activity; structural constituent of chromatin. The coding region runs from base 373 to 783 and encodes 136 amino acids. NCBI's taxonomy places the organism in Eukaryota, Metazoa, Chordata, Actinopteri, Clupeiformes, Clupeidae. The record is from RefSeq and is a predicted model, not a curated record. Gene Ontology annotation, cellular component: nucleosome. The transcript has a single exon.
ACUUCAGUGCCUAAUGCUUUCUAAUGAGGCGAGUAUCUCCAAUAUGGCGACGUGCAAACCCCUAAUAUGUCAUGUGUAAGUAAAAACGGAUUGGCUGCCCUGAAGUCACUGUUAACUUAUUGAAUUCAAUGGCACCAUGAGCUUCAAAAUGCUCAUUAUUUAUCUUUGCUCUAAUAAAUAAUAUUAGACAAUGUAUAACAUUAACACAAGGUCAUCUUCUGAAGAAUGACAAAACCCUUCUGUGGUAGACAAGAAGUUGGGUGGCCAAUCAGUGAAGGGGAAAAAACGACGUAAUAGGGGGCGGUGACUUGAAAAUACUUUAAAUGCGUGAACUGCACUGCAGCAGUAAGCUUAUUCAAAGAGUAUUUUACAAUGGCAAGAACCAAGCAGACUGCUCGCAAAUCUACUGGUGGCAAAGCCCCGAGGAAGCAGCUCGCCACCAAGGCUGCCCGUAAAAGCGCCCCGGCUACCGGUGGCGUGAAGAAGCCUCACCGUUACAGGCCUGGGACCGUGGCUCUGAGAGAAAUCCGUCGUUACCAGAAGUCUACCGAGCUACUAAUCCGCAAGCUGCCCUUCCAGCGUCUGGUCAGAGAAAUCGCCCAGGACUUCAAGACCGACCUGCGCUUCCAGAGCUCUGCCGUUAUGGCUCUUCAGGAGGCCAGCGAGGCUUAUCUGGUCGGUCUGUUCGAGGACACUAACCUGUGCGCCAUCCACGCCAAGAGGGUCACCAUCAUGCCAAAGGACAUCCAGUUGGCUCGUCGUAUUCGUGGGGAGCGUGCUUAAAUUUAGUCUGACGACUACACCAAAGGCUCUUUUAAGAGCCACACAA